CCGUCCGGCCAUUUAAUCCCUGCUCCUGAUCUUUCUGGAUUCCCCUUGUCCCGCCUCCCCCCCUCCCGCCACUCUUCUCCUGCAAAUGGGGAAAUCGUGCCCAGAUCUUCCUAACAAUGUGCUGCAAGUUUUUUGAACCACCUCGCCGCCUGGCUUUAAGGCAGCCUUCACACUGAGGACUGGAGAACCCGAUGAUGAACAGAAACGGAGGCCCCAGAAGUAACAGAGAACGACGAUGAGAAGUUGCACCUAGAACUCCAUGAUGGCUGCCAAGCCAGUGGGGGCAUCCAAUUGGGUUCUCAGGUUCCCAUCACCAGUAGAACCGGGUGUCCAAAUCAGUGUUGAAAUGGAGGAGGACUCCCCUACUGUUGGGACCAUUAAGGGGAUCCUGAAGCGCUCACGAUCCCGGAAGGACCGAAUGGAUAAAAAGGAAGCAUUUGUGACCCCCCAGUGUUGGGAAGUCCGACAACAGACGCUCCUGCCUACGCCGACUGAGGUGGAGGAGGAAAAGGAUGAGGACGAAAAGGAGGCAGGCACCAAAAUGUAUGAGGAGAUACUGGAUGAUGAUAUUGAGACUUGCGUUGUCAACUUUGAUAACGCCUCAGACCUGAAAGGGACAAGAGGGACAAGAACUGACGUGAUGGUGGGGCCGAACUGUAUGAUUACUAUAGAAGAAGAAGAGGUAGAGCUUGACAAACAGGAGGCACCGAAAUCUGCAAUCUUGUUGAAGGAUGACAUAGAAGCCUGCAUAAUAUCUCCCGAAGAAGUGAAGGAUCCUCAGGAAAAAGACGUUCCCCGAGCUGUGAUUCUGGGUGGAGGUAGUUUUGAGGCCGUCGUGGCGUCCUCUGAGAGGGUGGGCCGAUCCAAAGCAGAAAAGGCCACCCAAACUGAAGUGACCCAGGCAGAUAUCUCUAAGAUUUGUGAGGUCCGUCUCCAAAAAAUAGCUGAUUCCAAGAAAAAGGAGUUGACUGAAUCUGAGGUGGCAUCGGAUAAGGGUGACCAGGCCAGCAUGGCUUCUUCAGAGACACCAGCUGAUCCUAAAGGAGAAGGAGUGACCCAUAUUGAGAGAGGAGCAGAAGUUGGUCUAGCAGAUGGAGACAAAAGAGACAAUGAGAAAGAGCAGGCGGCCAUUUUUGGAGAAGGCGGCAUUGUCAUGGAGACCGCUCGCCAGGGUUUCCGGUGGUUUCGAUACCAAGAUGCCGAAGGUCCACGGAAGGCUUACGGACAACUGCGGGAGCUUUGCCGUCUCUGGCUGAAGCCCGAGAGCCGCAGCAAAGAACAGAUAAUGGAGCUUCUGGUCCUGGAACAGUUUUUGGCCAUUUUGCCUCAAGAAAUACAAAGUUGGGUGUGGCAGCAGCACCCCGAAACAUGUGGCCAGGCUGUUGACAUGGUGGAAAAAUUUCUAACUGGGCUUUCUUUGCUGAAGAGACAUGGCAAAAAGGCACUGGUCACUUUUGACGAGGUGGCUGUGUAUUUCUCUGAAGAACAGUUGAACCUCCUGGACAAGACUCAGAGUGGGAUCUACCGUGAAGUUAUGCUUGAAAACUUCGAGAACGUCCAGUCAUUGGGAUUUCCAGUUCACAAACCAGACUUGAUCUUCGAAAUGGAAAAGAGCAAAAACCAGGAGAUUUUUUCUCAAGACCCCGAGAACUCCAAGGAAGGGACUCCCAUGGGAACUGGAGACGUUGUGGAGGUCUUGAGUGAGUUGGAGUGCGAAGAACCGCCAACCAAGGGGGCUGCUGAGCACCCGCGGGCUGUGCCAAGAUCUGUGAGCCCUCUCAAAGAUGGGGACGGCUCUUUUAAGAGCAGCCCUCCUGCCAAGGAAGAGAGGCGCCGUCGCUGGUAUCGGACGGAGCCUCGCUUUGGUUGCCCCAUCUGCGGGAAGACGUUCCCUUGGCAGUCAGCCUUGGCUCGUCACCGGCUUUCUCACUCCAGCGAGAAACCCUACCAGUGCUCAGACUGUUCUAAGAGUUUUGCCCAGCGCUCCAAGCUGGCCCGCCAUCAAUGCCUUCCGACUGCGGAGCUCUCCUGCGAGUGCCCGGACUGUGGCAAGCGCUUCUGUGACCGCUCCAAGCUGGCCCGCCACCAAAAGAGCCACGCCGGGGAGCGACCUUUCCGGUGCGACGUCUGCGGCCGUGGCUUCUGCCUGAGUUCGAAACUGUGGCAGCAUCGGCGGGUGCACACGGGGGAGCGUGCCCACGCCUGUCCCGAGUGCGGGAGAAACUUUAGUCGCCGCUCCAAUCUUAUCCAACAUCUCCGGGUACAUCCCGGAGAACGCCCUUACCCCUGCGGCGAAUGCGGGAAGGCCUUCAGCCAGUGGUCAAAGCUGGUGCGCCACCGGCGGAUCCAUACGGGUGAGCGCCCCAACAUGUGCUCCGACUGCGGCAAGUCUUUCACCCAGAGCUCCCACCUCGUCCAGCACCGGCGGACGCACACGGGCGAGAAGCCGUACGUCUGCGGCGACUGCGGCAAAGCCUUCUCCUGGAGCUCCAACCUGGCUCAGCACCAGCGCACCCACACGGGCGAGAAGCCCUACGUCUGCCGGGACUGUGGCAAGGCCUUCUCCCAGAGCACCAACCUCAUCAAACACCAGCGCAGCCACACCGGCGAGAAGCCCUACCGUUGCCCCGAGUGCCCCAAAAGCUUCUACCGCUCCUCCGACCUCAUCCAGCACCAGAUCACGCACACGGGGGAGCGGCCGUUCAAGUGCGAGGAGUGCGGCAAGGGCUUCACCCAGAGCGCCAACCUGGUCAAGCACCGGAAGAUCCACGCGGGGGAGAAGCCCUUCCGGUGCAACGACUGCGGCAAGACCUUCAUCCAAAGCUCGGAGCUCAUUCAGCACCAGCGCACGCACUCGGGGGAGAAGCCGUACCAGUGCCAAGAAUGCGGCAAGCGCUUCGGCCACGGCGCCACCCUGGUCAAGCACCAGCGGCUGCACAUGGGGGUGGAGCCGUACCGCUGCGGCGACUGUGGCAAGACCUUUGGGCUCAGCUCGGCGCUGGAGCGCCACCGCCGGUGCCACAGCGAGAGCCGACCCUACGCCUGUGCGGAGUGUGGCCAGAGCUUCUCUUUGGCCUCCAAUCUCACCCUCCACUCCCGCAUCCACCGAGGGGAGAAGCCUUACCGCUGCGCUGACUGCGGCAAGUGCUUUGGAAUGAGCUCCACCCUCAUCCGCCACCAGCGCAUCCACACGGGCGAGAAGCCCUACGCCUGCCUCGACUGCGGGAAGGCCUUUGUCCGCAGCUCCCACCUCACCCAGCACCGCCGGACCCACACGGGUGAGCGGCCAUACCAUUGUGAGGAGUGCGGCCGGCGCUUCUCCCAAAGCUCCAACCUCAUCACCCACCAGCGUAUCCAUAUGGAGGAGCGCCCGCACAUCUGCCAUGGCUGUGGGCGGCGCUUCGCUCAGGAGGGGGAGCUGCAGCGCCACCAGCAGGAGGAAGACGGGAAGUGCAACGGCCAAGGGGCCACCGGAGAGCCGGAGGGAGACGCCUCCGACGUAGGUGCUGACAGUCCCGUGGAUGGUCGUACGUCAGCCCCCGGUGAGGAGAGCGGUGCCACGUGUGCUUUUUGUGGGAUGGACUGCAAAGAGGCCACGGAACUGGAGCAGCAUCAGCAGACGUUCCAUCCUGGUUGUCUGUGCGACGUUUGCGGGGAGAGCUUCCGAGAUGGUGCGGCGUUAGCGCGCCACGAAGAGAGCCACACGUCUUACAUCUGUACUCAGUGUGGAAGGAGCUUUGGGGACGCUGAUGCCUUGACGCACCAUAUGGAGAGCCAUGCGCCGUUGAUCUGUGGCCUCUGCGGGCAGAGCUGUAAGGAUAGCUGGGCCCUGGCAGCACACGAGAAGCGUGCCCAUGCAGCGUUCGGCCACAGCAAGGCACUCGCCCUUCGUGAGGAGAGCCGGAGAAGCAAAGGAAGCUCGAAGCUUAGGUUUGACCGAGAUUCUCCCAGGGAUCUUGCCUGUCUUGAUUCCAGGGGGAACUUUGGCCAGGGGACUGUCUCCGAGGAAAUGACACAGAGUCCGAUCUGCCUCAAACGUGGGGAGAGCUGCAAGGAGAGUGUGGGGCUGGAAGAGUGCCGCCCGGGCGGUAGGAGACCUCCCUCCUGUUCUAAAUGCGGGCAGGUGUUUGCCAACAGUACGGCCCUUCGCCGCCAUCAGAUCACUCACAGGCAGAAGAAAGCCUACAGGUGCCCCGAGUGUGAGCAUUGCUUUCCAGACCUGUCGGCCUUUGCUCAGCACCGGAGGGAGCACAGCCGGGAGAAGCUGCACCCGUGUGCCGAGUGCGGGCAAUCCUUUGCCGACACCCCCGCCCUUUUGCUCCACCAGAACAGCCACCUUGGGGACAAAACCCACAGAGGCCUUGAAGCUGGAGGAGCUGCAAAUCCUGACCCGGGUCCUAGCACGCAUCUGAAGAAUUGCACGGAGGGAUCUAGCACACGUCUUCCUGCAUCCCAGGAUACUUUCCCUGGAGACGAGACUUCGGAUGCCCGUUUAGCCUCUAGCUUCCAUCACAGCAUCCCGUUGAAGGAUCCGCUAUCUAGGAGUGUCUUGGGUUUUUCUGCCCCGCAGGGAAGCCCUGCAAAGGAGGAGGCUUUUGACAGAAGACCUCAGAAGAUGCCUUCAGAGGAGACGGGAUCCCUGGGUGGGCUUCUUCAGGACAGCUCAGCGCACACCUCGAAGCAACCCCCCCACCGGGAAGAGGAGUCUCACUCGGAGGGCUCUGCUUUGAAAGAAACCUCCGCCGUUGCUCUGCCUCAGAAAAGGGCCUCUGCCACGGAGAGGCCUGCUCCGGUUUCCACCGAAAUGGCCGCUCUGAUGCGGCGUCCGAGCACCAAGCCCUACAAGUGCCACGACUGUGAGCAGAGCUUUGCGGACGCCGCCGGCCUGUCCCGCCACCAGAAGACUGGCCACGCCAAGGAAAGGCCGCUGACGUGCCUGGAGUGCGGGAGAGGCUUCCUAGAAAGGCUGGCUCUGAUGUGGCACCAGGCGGAGCACGCGGCGGAGAAAGCCCAAGGCAUGCGGCCGCCUCCGCCUGACGAAACCUGGGACGUCGGGGAGAAGGAUCUUGCCGGCUCUCUGGAGUUUGGGGAGAGCUUCACAGAGAUCUCGGCCAUUCUUCUGCAGAGGGGGGCUCACGUUCCCGAAAGAGGUGCCUCACAGCGGCCAAAGGACUGUGGGGCGGGUGGGAAGCCAGACUCGGGGGAGGCCUCGAGUCCCUACUUUCGUCUCGAUCUGGGGAAAAAGCCGGGCGCUGGCAGCGUGUUAUCCCAGCGUCGUGUUCAGCGGGACAAAGGGAGAUUCCUUGUACAUUCGGAGCCUGGGAAGAACUCUAGGAAGAACUCAAUAUUGUUGCAGCACCUCCGGAACCACACAGCAGAGGAACCGUGAUGUAUGGGAAUUAUGGGUCCUGUAAAUUGCUGCCAGGUGGAGCGUGUACCUCCUGUCACUCUCCUACCCCAGUGCUCAGGGCAUAUUACCAUAUUUUUCAGUGUAUAAGACUAUAUUUUGUCUAAAAUCUUUAGACUAAAAC
Messenger RNA from Pogona vitticeps (central bearded dragon), 5531 nucleotides. The record is from RefSeq and is a predicted model, not a curated record. NCBI's taxonomy places the organism in Eukaryota, Metazoa, Chordata, Lepidosauria, Squamata, Agamidae.